UUGUGGGCUUGUCAGUUGUUGGCAAAGUUGGAAAUUAUGAGGGAAUUCGUUAAGAGUUGGGUGGAUGCAUCUGACAAAAUUGUAAAGGUCAUGCAACUGAGUCCAGCAGUGGAAAUAAUUGAGACAAAACUUAAGGUUGUCGAGGUUGUGGCAAAAGUUUUGGAGUCAAUAGGGUAUGGCACUGUUAUUUUGCCAACCGCUAAACGAAUUCACAUGGUGAAAGUAUGGCUUCCAUUUGUGCGGGUUACAAAACCUUUGAUUGAUUCUGUCACGACUAAUGAUGAGGAUUCUUUGGCAUUUAAGUUAGAUGGUGAACUAUGGCAGUCAUUGGAAUCAACAUUUGUUUCCAUAAUUCUUGCAUUGCCAUCUGCGGACCAAGCUGAGAUUUUGACUGAAUGGUUAGGAAAUGAGUAUGUACGGUAUCCAGAUCUAACUGAGGCAUUUGAGGUGUGGUGUUACAGGUCCAAGGUUGCCAAGCGGAGACUGCCAUUGUUUGGGGACGACCAUUGUAUUUCUAACACGCUUUGAACCAUUUCUCUCAUUUUGUUUAGGCUCUGAUUCAGUAACCAUCUGCUUAGUCAAGCAUUGAGCAUUUUGUUUCUUUGUAUAGAAAGUUGCAUUUAGAAAGGAAAGUCAUUAAAAUGAAGAGGCGUCUAAGUUAGCCCUUUGUGCUCUUUGUUUUGGUUUGAAAUUGAAAUAUUAGUGUUUGUAAAUUAUGUAAUGCUAGAUCCUUUGUAAUUGUAUAAAUGUGGAGGUGAUUAAUCUCAUAGAUAAUAAAAAUCAAGGUAUACAAUUGUCGCCU
This is a messenger RNA of Theobroma umbraticum, 802 nucleotides long. Its product is annotated as BTB/POZ domain-containing protein At3g05675-like. The record is from RefSeq and is a predicted model, not a curated record. NCBI's taxonomy places the organism in Eukaryota, Viridiplantae, Streptophyta, Magnoliopsida, Malvales, Malvaceae.